Molecule: messenger RNA, 5546 nt
Organism: Venturia canescens
Lineage: Eukaryota; Metazoa; Arthropoda; Insecta; Hymenoptera; Ichneumonidae
Gene: cue
Product: Protein cueball
Exons: 7
Coding region: 470-2059 (529 amino acids)
Biological process (GO): canonical Wnt signaling pathway
Molecular function (GO): Wnt receptor activity; Wnt-protein binding
Source: RefSeq, a predicted model, not a curated record
AAAAUGAACUUUGAUUUAUGUUCGACUCGUCAAACAGUCACGGUUUCGCGGUAACGAUUUAACUCGUUUAUUUUUCUUCGAUACAAUCCUCGCCAUUGAAUCGAGUUGCCGCGAGACGCGAUGAAAAUUAUCAAUUUUACGACGAAUAUCGGAAUUGGAUAAUCAACGUUCCUCGAGAUUCUUUCGAAAUCGCGAUGUACUAAUAGUCGGCGAAUGAUCUUGCAAUUUUCAUCGUACAAAAUGGAUUCUCGCCUCGAGAAUAAUCUUAAAUUCAUGACUUUUUUAUCCUCUGCUUACAGCACUUUGUGAAGUGUCAAAAAAAACGUUGAAAAGAUUCGUCGAAGAUUUGGCGGUGACGAUCGGCAAGGAAGUUCAAUUUUUCGGAAACAAUGGGACCCCGACAGGCCACUUUGGGAAUCGUGACGCCAUCGAUCUCGGUGGAAUCGCUUACGACGAUUCGUCAAGAUUAAUGUUCCUGAGUGACACUAGGAAUGUGAAUUUAACGAUAUUCACUAAAAAACUGACUGCUGAUACGGACUUCGAGACAAGGACGCUGCACACGCGAGAAAAUAGAACAUCGAUCAUCGGAAUGGUUUACGAUAAAACAACGGAAAAUUUGUUUUGGACGGACACGAAAGAACAGGCUGUAAUGAGCAUGCACGCAUCGUCGAAUGGAUCGAGCCCGAGGGACCCGAUCACUGUUCUCAAAUUACCGGACAAAUUACCACGUGGGAUAUCCUUGGACGUGUGCAACCGACGUCUGUAUUGGGCGAACAGCAACAUGUCACAUCCCAGCAUAGAGAGUUCGAACCUGGACGGGAGCAACGCGACGAUAGUCGUAAGCAAAAAUCUGUACGAGCCGUUGGGAGUUACGGUGGAUCAUUGGACUGGAAAAUUAUAUUGGAUCGAUGACGAAGAAGGUGUUUAUUACAAAAUCGAGAGGAGCAAUUUGGACGGGAGUGAACGUGAAAUUUUGGUUUACGGACGACACCAGCAACCUUAUGACUUGGCGGUGGACCGCGAUAAAAUUUAUUGGACGGAUUGGACGUACAGAGCCAUUUGGAGUAUAAAGAAAAAUCCUCACCCCAGUGAACUCCCGAGCGUUUGGGCUUCUUUUCAUGCCUUCCAUCGAGAUGCCGAUCCAAAGUGUAUCAUCGCACGCGACAAUCUUGGCCCCAUCAAUUGUGCUGCCAUGCGAAACGAACAGAUUAAUAUUGUUUCGAGUUUGUCCAAUUUCGCAGGACAAGAAAACGACAACCUCAUCACGAGCACCGAGGAAGUUGACGCUAUCAAAGAGUCCGCCUUCAAAUGUCUCAACGACGGUGUGCAUGAUUCCGCUGUUGACAAAUGCAACUGCAAACCUGGUUUUGACGGUUUGUACUGCGAGAGAUCAAUGUGCCAUAACUAUUGCCUCCACGGUGAAUGUUUCAUAACUUCGAACGGUCAGCCACGCUGCAAAUGCGGGCCAUCGUUCCAGGGCCCGCGAUGCGAGCAAAAUGUGUGCCUCGGUCAUUGUCUAAACGAUGGUUAUUGUUCGAUUAAAAAUGGGGAGCCGUAUUGUACUUGUAAAAAUUCGAGAGGUCCACGUUGCGAGCAAGUGCACGACGUUGAUGAAAUUUGUUCGAUAUUUUGUCUGAGUGGGCUCACUUCGUUGAGCACCAUCGAUACAAGUUUGUGCAGCUGCGCGAAUGAGACCCAAAACUUAGGGGAAUUGAGCACCUACGCCGAUAAACUCUGGUGCAAAACGGUGAUACUCGGACUAUCGACCCUGUCGGGUUUGCUUUUCGUACUGGUCGGGAUACUUAGCUUUUAUGUACAUAAAUUCAGACACCAACGACGAAUAAGGAAGCACAUCGUCGUUAACAAGGCGAGCACGCCUCUUACUGCUCGGCCUCAAAUAGCGGGUGAUCAAUGUGAGAUUAUGAUUGAGAAUUGUUGCAACAUGAACAUUUGUGAAACGCCGUGCUUCGAACCGAAACUGCGAAAUACCGACUCCCGAAUUCGUAAGAAGGACGAAAAGAACUCUCUGCUGGACAAUAUGGAGGGAAACUCCUGCUAGCACGAGUCAAAUCUUCGUCGAAGAAAAUGACGAAAGUCGUUGGGACUUAAACUGGGUGGUUUGGCAGGGAAGCUUUUCUUAUGAUUCGAGGUCAAGUAGUAACUCGAAUCAAGAAAAGAGACACUAGUAUUAUUGUUAAGUUUGAUGGUUAUUACGCCAGCGAUGAGUGAGGUGAGCGUCCAGUUCACCGAACAAAAAUCGUACACACUCUCACACACACACAUACACACACACACACUUUUCUAUUGCGAAAAAAGAGAGAGAAGAUGUAAAAAUCGAUUGAAAGAACAGCAGUUUCAGGACCAACUUAAGCUUCAGAUCCUGAGUGCUGUUUUAUUAAAGUCGAAAUAUGGGCAUCGUUCGAAAUGGGAUCACGAAAAAGUAAUCAAUUAUUUUUGUAGCAGCUUAAAAAAAGGAAUCGCACAAGCGGCGAAUAUUUCGAAUAAUUGUUCUUUCAUAAAGAAUAUAAAUAUUUUUUCAUCGAAUUUUUUUACUCGUUUCUCUAUUGAACUAUCUCGAAAAGUAUUUAUUUGGCCUUUCGAGCGAUGUUUGUGUUCCAAAAAGUCUUUAAAUCGUUUAUCGAGCUUCUCGAGUUGUGCCUAAUUGUAAAACAUUGUUUUUUUUUUUCGUUCUGUUAAUCGUGGAAGCUUCGGAAUUUUUACGGUUAAUGGGCCAAUCGUAGAGCAAAUUACGCCGUUCAUUCGGCCAGUGAGUAGUUGCACAGGCUCUCUAUGAAUUUAAACAUGUAAAUCAAUCGUGUUCAAGUCCAGGUAUGCAUACGAACGUACGUUAUCUGAUCGUCGCUCGCUCUGACUCAAACACAUUGGUUUUCAUAUUCGAUUGGUCAUUAUCUUUUUCUUCGUUGUUAAGAUUUAAUCUGAAGCGUCCUAUUUUUGUUGCCAAAGAGUACACGAUAUAACAUGAGACCGAUCAUUUUCUUUUUUUUUUUACUUCACCAUUCGCUGUAAGUAGAUAACAUUUUACCCCAUUUAUUUGUUGUUUUUUUUUUAUCGUCGUAUAAGUUAGCGUAUGAAUUGCGAAACAUCCAAAAUCGAAAAUGGUGACGAAGAUUUCGAGACAGCGCAAUUUCCAUUUUGAAUCGUAUAUCGAUCAUCGAUUAGCGAAAAAAAAACUUUAUUCUUCACUUCAUAUGAACUUCCGUUAAACAUAUCCAACACGACUUUUGAGCCCGGCUAAUUAGAGGCUCACACGCAACGCCCAUGAAAAUACACAUCCCCGAUUGCUGCGCUGAUUUUAUUAGUCCUCGUUAACGAAAAUAACUGAAGAUCGUUCAGCUCGUACAUUCCUAACUGUAAAUGGAGUUUUUCAUCGAAAUAUUCCAACAUUCUUGGGCUUGGGGAUAGAAUAUUAUUUCGGGUAGAUUCCAGAAAUUGAAAAAUUCAUUAAAAAACUAAGCGCAAAUUAUUUAUCAGCUUUGCAAAAUCAUUUUUUUCAAAUGCCUUUAAUCCUUCGAAUCGAAUCGAUGUCGUAACUAGGAAUGCACGAGCCGAAACUCUUCGGUUUUCAACGUCUUCGGGACAAAAUCGAGGGACAAAAAAUGCUUCACUAAACUAUACCUAAAUACUGAAAAUAAUUGAAUUGCGUCAAAUUAGCAAUGCAAUAAAAUGCCGUGAACGAAAAACUCCGAUUUUAUUGUACAUAGAAAAAUUUCAUCAUUCGUCCAACUUUGUAUUCUUGUUUGCAUUCAUUCGCGACGUUUUAUUCAGUGGUGAUUUGACGUUUGAAUUAAAAUUCGAGAAGAUUAUGUACUUGAUAAAAGACCGAAAAAAGUGGCGCAAUCCCUUGGUAACUUAAUGCAUUACAAUUGGUAGCCAAGAAAAAGUACGAAAUAGUAAACUCCACACGGAAAACAGGGAGAUGAUGACCUUAAAUAUCGAAUCUCUUGGAUAUGGAAAGAAAAGAAAAAAAAACAAAACAAAACAAGUUGUGUAAAGUGAUAUAAAAAGGAAAAAACGACUUCAAGGUUUUACAAUUCCCAUGUAUUAUGCGUUAUUCCUGUACAUAGACUAUUAAAUGAGAUAGUGUUUUAUUUCUAUAGUAGUGUGUAAGGUCAUCAUGGUAAUAAGUUCCGCAGGUUGUUGAUCAAUUGCAGCUCGUAACACGAAAACAGGGAGAAAAACAAAGUGGAUUGAUUUUUUAAGUAGUUCAGCUGAAGGAUCAAUUGUCGAAGAUGAACUGUAGGGUUUGAUAUGCACCAAAGCAGUUAGUAGUAUAUAUAAAUAUGUAGAGAAAAUGAGAAAAAAAGAAAAGAAAAAAAAAUCAUGCGAGCCCACAGGACAAAUACUAAGGAUGAAAAUCUGGCCUAACGACAGAGUAAGGUGAAAAUGAAACUUGCGAAUGAGCGCGAUGGAGGUGAUCAAGACGAAAAUAGGACUACGCUCGGUUCUCAAGUUUAACGAAACAUUUUUUCCUCGGUGUAAUCUGAGAACUAACCAACGACUGCCUUUUUCGAGAGUUCAGCACUGAGCUAAAGGCACACGCUAGCAAAUAAAAAUGCAGUUCGUUCGGAAAUCAUGCUUGAACGAUUGUUUCUUUUAUAUUUUUUAUUGUCCUCGCUUUGUGUCGGAAAAAAAUUCACAAAGAUAGGCGCCCCCCUUCGACGUAGUGCGUAUAACGAAUACGUAAUGAUAAAUUAUCAUGGAAAACUAAUAAUCUGUACCAACACACAAGAUGAAAGACUUAAAAACGCGCUUUUGCACCCGAAAAAGUGUACCGGAUUAUUCAUUUCUAAUAUUGUAUAAAGUUUUUUGCUAUAGAUUAUUAUUAUUGAUAUAUAUAUACGGGAGAAAAAAUUAAUGGAAAAUACCCUUCUCCCACACACUCAUCCGCAGAGACGAGAUAGUGGAUUUAUGGUGAAAGGGGUAUAGUCCCAAAAAAUACAAAAAAAACCAAAACAAAAAAUGUCUAAAAACAAAGAUUAAUCUUGUAAUCGGUAUAUUCGUCGAAAGUGAUGAAGCUCGCUGUUUCGCCGAGCAUAAAGUGCAUUUCGAAUACACCGAUCUUAAGAAUAUUCGGUACUUAUAAACAAAUAUAUAUAUAAAUAUACUUGGGUACAUGCAGAUAUAUGCAUGUAUGUGAAUUUACAAACGGACUUGGUACUAUAACGUACUGUUCUUGGACGAGUAGUACAUGCAGCCAAAAAAACAAACGAAAUAUAUAUAAAUAAAUAUAAUAUCGAGGUGUACUUCCCAGGUAGAAAGUUCAAUUCAAUUGUUUUCCUGACUUUUUUUUCCCCACCAAAAAAACUCGCACACUUGACUCUGCUGUCGAGUGCGGGAUUGAAAACUUGCGGUAAUGCAUCUGACAUACCUCAUUCGAGUAGAAUUACAAUGGAUGAUAUCGUAAAUGAAGAACAACUAGUAUCAAAUUUAAUGCAAUGUUUAUCUGACCUCACACGAACGAAUGAAUAAAGAUGAUGUACAUUGUAUAUGAUUAUCAAAUAAAAUGGGUCUAUAUCUUAUUAAUA